Molecule: messenger RNA, 3207 nt
Organism: Raphanus sativus (radish)
Lineage: Eukaryota; Viridiplantae; Streptophyta; Magnoliopsida; Brassicales; Brassicaceae
Product: RNA-binding motif protein 25
Exons: 8
Coding region: 823-3039 (738 amino acids)
Biological process (GO): mRNA processing
Molecular function (GO): RNA binding
Source: RefSeq, a predicted model, not a curated record
GACCCGGUAUGCAGUUCACACAGGUUCCAAACUAUCAAAACCCACCAGGAUCCAUGCCUUAUCAAACCCAGCCGCCGCCUCCCAAUGGCUUGAGACCUUUCACGCCUAUGCCUAAUGGUUAUCCCGCUGUUCCUCCUCCCGCGUCUUUGAUUGAGAAACGUUGCAGAGGCUUCAAAUAUUGACUAGGGACUCUCUCUCUCACUUCUUCGACUCCCUUCUGUUUGGUAUGCGCAAUAUCCUCCUUCCUUUUGUUUAGCCAUAACAACACUCUUUUAACCAAACCCCCUGACCUUAAAUCAUCUUGAAAAAAUAUUGCAAUUUUUAUGUUAAAUUGAGAUUUACUCUAGUUAUUUUAAGAGCUUUGAACUUGAUGGGUUAGCCAACUGCUGGAAACAAAGCACUUGUAGCGACUGAUUUCUCCUUGGUCUUGGGUUUUUGAGGUAUUGCUAUUUCUUUUAAGGCUUCCACAUAUUCUUCUUUCUUUUCCAACCUGCUAAUGGUUGAGUUAAAAGUUAUUAUGAUGGGAUAUACUAGUUUUUUUUAUAAGUUCCAUGUGGGCAUGUGAUGAUGGGCGUUCUGAUAUUAUCUGAUCUCAAAUCCAACGUUUGUGAGAUUGGUUAUACAUUCCUUUCUCUUUCAAGUUUCCCUGUGAGGUACAGCUACUUAAUGUGGUUAAUAAUGACUGCGAUACUGGUGCUAUCUUCUUAAUGUCUCCUUCAGGUUUCUAAUGUUCAUCCUGGUGGUAUUUGUACUGCCUCUGGUGUCCAUAUCUAAUUUGCUCUUGUUUGUGGGGUUCUCCGGUAUCCUUCUCCGUAUCCAACAAUGGUUCGUCCGGGUUUCAUUAUGCGCCCUCCUGGUACAGUCGGUCCUGUGCCACUUGUACAACGUCCACUUAUCCCAGGAAUGCCUGGUCUCCGUCCCGUUAUGCCUCCUAUGAUUAGACCAGUUCUUGCUCCUUUCGUACCACCAGUAGAGAAACCGCAGACGACUAUUUACAUAGGCAAGAUCGCAACCGUGGAAAAUGACUUUAUGAUGUCUAUUCUCGAGUUUUGUGGACAUGUCAAAAGCUGUUUACGUGCGGAGGAUCCCACCACCAAGAAACCUAAAGGUUUUGGAUUCUAUGAAUUUGAAUCAGCUGAAGGGAGUCUUCGUGCAAUACGCCUUCUUACCAAACUAACUAUAGAUGGACAAGAGCUUUUGGUGAAUGUUAAUCAAGCAACAAAGGAGUAUUUGCUAAAAUAUGUUGAGAAGAAAAUUGAGAAAGCCAAGGAUAACCAAGGUGAAGGUCCUGAGAGUGAGCGAGAAAAAGCUGUAAUAUCUGCUGCGCCCACCGUUGGGGAGACGGGAAAGGAUGGAGAACCAAAGAGUAAAGAAAACAUUGAUAUUGCUAACUCUGCAGUUCUAACUGAUGAAGAAAGAGAAGCUGACAAAGAGGCUAAGGAGAAGAUUGACAAUGCUAUUGAAGAAAGGUCAAAGUCCAACCCUCUGCCUCCACCACCCCCACCACCACCUGUUGAUGGUUCAGGCAUAGAGUUUGCUUUCAAAUCUAAGGAUGGAGACUCCAACACUGACAUAGCUCGGAGUGAUUCCGCUGCAAAUGAUGUUGAGACGCCUGGAGAACACAGUAGGCUUGACACAAGUUCACCUGACUGGAGUAAGAGAAAUGACCGUAGAAGCAGAGACAGAGGUGAAAAGGAGCAAGAAAUGGAUAGGCAUGAGAGGGAGGCAGAACGGGAACGAUUAAGGAAAGAGAGAGAGCACAGGAGGAAACUUGAGGAUGCGGAGCGUGCUUACCAGACUCGUCUUCGACAAUGGGAACGCAAAGAAAGAGAAAAGGAGAAGGAACGGCAGUACGAGAAGGAGAAGGAGAAAGAAAGGGAGCGUAAGAGGAAAAAGGAAAUCCGCUACGAGGAAGAGGAGGAUGAAGAUGAUGAUGAUUCGAGAAGAAGAUGGCAUAGAGGUGCAGAAGAGAGAAGAAGACGGCGGCAAAGAGAGAAGGAGGAUGACUUAGCUGAUAGAUUGAAAGAAGAGGAAGAGGCUGCUGAGGCGAAGAGGAUUGCUGAGGAGCAAAAGUUGCAGCAACAACAGUUAGAUGCUUUAAGGCUCCUAUCUGGACAUGCAGCUAUUGGAAGUGAGCCGAUUCAGGCAUCAACCAUUGAAAACGAUACUAAGACAACUCUCCAAACUGCAGGUGAAUCUUUCAGUGACCAGCAUGCAUCAGGUGUUGAACAAAAUGGUUCUGGUAAUGAAAUGUCUAUGGCUGUUGAUAAUAACAGUGGAUCUGAGGCACAUGCUCCUUCCAAGAAAUUGGGAUUCGGGCUUGUUGGAUCCGGGAAACGGACAUCUGUACCUUCAGUUUUCUAUGAGGAGGAUGAAGAAGAAGCACAUAAGGAUAAGAAGAUGAAACCUUUGGUUCCUAUAGAUUACUCAGCCGAGGAACAGGAAGCCGUCGCCCACGGUGGCUCAGGGAAUACACCACCACCUCAUUUGGCUUUAGCUGCUGAAUUUGCAAAACGAAUUUCGAGUAGUAAUCCCAAGGAAGAGACAACAGAAGCCCAGAAGCAUAGGAGCAGCAAACGUUCCCAUGAUAAGCCAAGCCACCGGGAAAGGGAACGGGAAAAGGACAGAGACAGAGCCAGGGACCGAGGCGACGGGCAUGGUGGUUCAACCAAAGAGUCUGGAAAAGCAAAGACCCCUGAUACCAAGAAGCUGAUGGAUGCCAAACAAUUGAUAGAUACAAUCCCAAAGACAAAGGAAGAGUUGUUUUCUUACGAGAUAAACUGGGCUAUGUAUGACGAGCACCAAUUGCACGAAAGAAUGAGGCCAUGGAUCUCAAAGAAAAUCAUGGAGUUUCUUGGAGAAGAGGAAGCCACACUGGUAGAUUUCAUUGUGUCAAACACUCAACAGCACGUGAAAGCCUCUCAAAUGCUUGAGCUGUUACAAUCGAUACUAGAUGAAGAAGCUGAGAUGUUUGUACUCAAGAUGUGGAGAAUGCUCAUCUUCGAGAUCAAGCGUGUCGAAGCUGGUGUGCCCCGGUAAAAUCCAAAGCCUUGAAACCCUUUUUUUUUUUGUUUUGUUUGAAGACUUUUCUUUUUUCUUUUUUGGUCUUAUUGUCUUUGGAUUUAAAGAGGAAUCAUCAUGUUUACAAGAUUUAAUUAAUGUAGAAGAAGAUAUUGAAAAUGAUAUACACAUUCUAGUUGACAAUAA